GGUAGAUGCUGAAAGAGAAGUCCGCUGUCUGUGCGCAAUAGCAUUUUGAGUUAUCACAUAUAGCUAAUUUUCAGGAAUUGAGAGAUACUAUUUCUCUCCGAAGAGAAUUUAAAAUGGAUGAAAUGGAGGAAGAAUUAAAAUGCCCUGUCUGCGGAUCGUUUUUCCGGGAACCGAUCAUUCUACCGUGUUCCCACAACAUUUGCCUGGCUUGCGCUCGGAAUAUCCUAGUGCAGACCCCGGACGCUGAAUCUCCGCAGAGUAGCCGUGCGUCUGGCUCGGGAGUCUCCGACUAUGAUUACCUGGAUCUCGAUAAGAUGAGUUUGUACAGCGAGGCGGACAGUGGAUACGGUUCGUAUGGUGGCUUCGUUAGUGCCCCGACCACCCCUUGCCAGAAAUCCCCAAACGGGGUGCGUGUUUUCCCACCUGCAGUCCCCCAACCCCCUCCUCAGCACCACUUGUUAGGACACCCAGGUUCCCUACCUCCAAUCCCACGCAACUCCUGCCUCACAUGCCCGCAGUGUCAUCGCAGCCUAAUCUUGGACGAGAGGGGGCUCCGCGGGUUUGCCAAGAACCGGGUGCUGGAAGGGGUCGUGGACCGGUACCAGCAGAGCAAAACAGCCGCUCUCAAGUGUCAGCUCUGCGAGAAGAGUCCCAAAGAGGCCACUGUGAUGUGCGAGCAAUGUGAUGUGUUCUACUGUGACCCUUGUCGCUUGAGGUGUCACCCUCCCCGAGGUCCGCUAGCCAAGCAUCGCCUUGUACCCCCGGCACAGGGCCGUAUAAGCCGUCGGACAAGUCCCCGGAAGAUCUCCACUUGUACGGAGCACGAACUGGAGAACCUAAGCAUGUACUGUGUUCAGUGUAAGAUGCCGGUGUGUUACCAGUGUUUAGAGGAAGGAAAACAUGGAACACAUGAAGUCAAGGCUCUAGGAGCUAUGUGGAAACUGCACAAGGGCCAGCUGUCCCAAGCCCUCAACAUCCUGUCAGACCGAGCUACAGAAGCCAAAGAGUUCCUGGUUCAGCUGAGGAACAUGGUGCAGCACAUCCAGCCCACUGAUGGUCCAGGGAGACCCUUAAUCGUGACAUCAGGGUGGGGAACACUGAAGGAGAACGGCGUGGAGUUCGAAGCCUGCCUGGUGGCGCAGUGUGACGCCCUCAUCGACGCCCUGAACCGACGCAAGGCCCAGCUGCUGACCCGCGUCAACAAGGAGCAUGAGCACAAGCUGAAGGUGGUGAGGGAUCAGAUAUCUCACUGUACGGUGAAGCUGCGUCAGACAACAGGCCUGAUGGAAUACUGUCUGGAGGUCAUCAAAGAGAACGACCCCAGCGGAUUCCUACAGAUCUCAGACGCCCUGAUCAGGAGGGUGCACAUGACGGAGGGCCAGUGGGGGAAGGGAACCCUGACCCCCAGGAUGACCAGUGACUUUGACCUGACCCUGGACAGCGGACCCCUGUUACAGACCAUCCACCAACUGGACUUCAUACAGAUGAAAGUUCCUUCUGCCCCCAUGCUCCAGCUGGAGGAAUGCUGCACCAUCAACAACAGCGCCACGUUGUCAUGGAAACAGCCACCUCUCUCCACCAUCGCUGUGGACGGAUACAUCCUGGAGCUGGACGAUGGCAACGGGGGACAGUUUAGGGAAGUGUACGUGGGGACGGAGACGAUCUGCACGGUGGAUGGACUCCACUACAACAGCACCUACAUGUCCAGGGUCAAAGCCUUCAACGCCAGUGGAGUAGGACAGUACAGCAAGACACUGGCCAUGCAGACCUCCGAGACUGGACAAUCCCCAUGUGAUAUGCAAACGCUAGCCACAGUUGCCUGGUUCACCUUUGACCCCACGUCGGCCCACCCUGACAUCAUCCUCUCCAACGACAACCUGACGGUGACGUGCAACAGCUACGACGACAGGGUGGUCAUGGGUAACUCCGGCUUCUCCCGCGGUGUGCACUACUGGGAGAUCACGGUGGAUCGCUAUGACAACCACCCGGACCCUGCGUUUGGGGUUGCCCGUGUUGACGUGCUGAAAGAUGUGAUGCUGGGAAAGGACGACAAGGCCUGGGCCAUGUAUGUGGACAACAACCGCUCCUGGUUCAUGCACAACAACUCACACACCAACAGGACGGACGGGGGCGUCAGUGAAGAGGCUACAGUAGGAGUGUUGUUAGACUUCACCAGAGGGAUUCUCAUCUUCCUCAUCAACGACGAACAGCAGGGUCCUGUGGCCUUCGAAGGCAUCGAGGGGCUCUACUACCCUGCUGUCAGCCUCAACCGCAACGUACAGGUGACCCUGCACACUGGCCUGCCCAUUCCUGACUUCUACACUCCAGGGGAAGCAGACCUGUCUGGCUCAGUGUGUUAAGGAGUUGACUCAGCACAGCAGUGAAACAAGACAAGACAAGGGUUGUGUCCCAAAUGGCACCCUAUUCUCUAUAUAGUGCACUACUUAGACCAGGGCCCUAUAGAACCCUAUUCCCUAUAUAUAGUGCACUACUUUUAACCACGGCCCCAUAGGGAAUAGGGAGCCAUUUGGUACUCAGAAAGGCACCAGGCUGCUCAAUUUCUGGGCUCUCUAGGGUUACGUCCCAAAUUGCACCCUAUUCCCUAUAUUUGGCACUAUUUUUGGCCAGACUUGUGCCAAAAGUAUUGCAUUACAUAGGAAUAGGGUGGGAUUUCAGAUGUACCCUAGAGGGUCAAUUUAACUCACAACACCGCGUCCGCUAUCCCUUUCCUCUAUAGACCAACCAGCCGCAUCGUCGUACAUCAGAUAGCGCAAUCUUCGCCUGUCGAUCGCGGGACUAGUGUUGGGUUGGAGUGACAUCGACUGACAAUGCUCCUGACCCCUGAACUCUACAGAUCACCAGACGGUCCAGACCCAUAGCCUUGACUGUACAGUACAAGACUCUCAAUACUGAGCCAUGGAUACUUAGCCAUACAUGUAUAUAUACUGCUCUGUAACCAUGGAUACUCAGCCAUACAUGUACAUACAGGCUGCUCCGUAACCAUGCAUACUCAGCCAUACAUGUACAUGCAGGCUGCUCCGUAACCAUGGAUACUCAGCCAUGCAUGUAUAUACUGCUCUGUAACCAUGGAUACUCAGCCAUACAUGUACAUACAGGCUGCUCCGUAACCAUGGAUACUCAGCCAUACAUGUACAUACAGGCUGCUCCGUAACCAUGCAUACUCAGCCAUACAUGUACAUGCAGGCUGCUCCGUAACCAUGGAUACUCAGCCAUACAUGUAUAUACUGCUCUGUAACCAUGGAUACUCAGCCAUACAUGUACAUGCAGGCUGCUCCGUAACCAUGGAUACUCAGCCAUACAUGUAUAUACUGCUCUGUAACCAUGGAUACUCAGCCAUACAUGUACAUACAGGCUGCUCCGUAACCAUGGAUACUCAGCCAUACAUGUAUAUACUGCUCCGUAACCAUGGACACUCAGCCAUACAUGUAUAUAGAUACUGCUCCGUAACCAUGGAUACUCAGCCAUACAUGUAUAUACUGCUCCGUAACCAUGGACACUCAGCCAUACAUGUAUAUACAUAUUGCUCUGUAACCAUGGAUACUCUGCCAUACAUGUAUAUACUGCUCCGUAACCAUGCUCCAUAACCAUGGAUACUCAGCCAUACAUGUACAUACAUACUGCUUCGUAACCAUGGAUACUCAACCCUAUAUGUAUAUACUGCUCCGUAACCAUGGAUACUCAGCCAUACAUCAUGUACAUACAGGCUGCUCCGUAACCAUGUUCCGUAACCAUGGAUACUCAACCAUACAUGUAUAUACUGCUCUGUAACCAUGGAUACUCAGCCAUACAUGUACAUACAGACUGCUCUGUAACCAUGGAUACUCAGCCACACAUGUACAAACAUCCUGCUCCGUAACCAUGGACACCUGGAACUCUCAUCUGGAAAUGGAACUCUGAGCUUACUGUCCUGUCUUAACAUGUAAAUGAUUAUGAUUGGGUGAAAGUGAACCAGCUUCAUCCAUCUAACCAAUCAAAGAAGACUACUACUCAUCACCAGACUCUAGAAACCUGCCCUGUUAGUUCUGGUUCUAGAACUCUGUAGAGGACAACAAUGUUAUCAUAGACUGACAGAGACGAUUAGGGUUUGGGUUAAUUUCAUAUAAAUUCCAGUUAAUUCAGAAAAUAAACCCAAAUUCAAUUCCAAAUUUUCCUCAUUGAAGAGAGUUGGAAUUGAAAUUUCUGAAUACUUUCUGAAUUGACUGGAUUUGAAAUGGAAUUAACCCCAACCCAUCCAUGUAUCCACCAUAACAACCCUGCCAUGUAUUCACCAUAACAACCCUGUGUUGUAUCCACCAUAACAACCCUGUGUUGUAUCCACCAUAACAACCCUGCCAUGUAUUCACCAUAACAACCCUGUGUUGUAUUCACCAUAACAACCCUGUGUUGUAUCCACCAUAACAACCCUGUGUUGUAUUCACCAUAACAACCCUGUGUUGUAUCCACCAUAAAAACCCUGCCAUGUAUCCACCAUAACAACCCUGUGUUGUAUCCUCCAUAACAACCCUGUGUUGUAUUCACCAUAACAACCCUGUGUUGUAUCCACCAUAACAACCCUGUGUUGUAUCCACCAUAACAACCCUGUGUUGUAUCCACCAUAACAACCCUGUGUUGUAUCCACCAUAACAACCCUGUGUUGUAUCCACCAUAACAACCCUGUGUUGUAUCCACCAUAACAACCCUGUGUUGUAUCCACCAUAACAACCCUGUGUUGUAUCCACCAUAACAACCCUGUGUUGUAUUCACCAUAACAACCCUGUGUUGUAUCCACCAUAACAACCCUGUGUUGUAUCCACCAUAACAACCCUGUGUUGUAUCCACCAUAACAACCCUGUGUUGUAUCCACCAUAACAACCCUGCCAUGUAUCCACCAUAACAACCCUGUGUUGUAUCCACCAUAACAACCCUGUGUUGUAUCCACCAUAACAACCCUGUGUUGUAUCCACCAUAACAACCCUGUGUUGUAUUCACCAUAACAACCCUGUGUUGUAUCCACCAUAACAACCCUGUGUUGUAUCCACCAUAACAACCCUGUGUUGUAUUCACCAUAACAACCCUGUGUUGUAUCCACCAUAACAACCCUGCGUUGUAUCCACCAUAACAACCCUGUGUUGUAUCCACCAUAACAACCCUGUGUUGUAUUCACCAUAACAACCCUGUGUUGUAUCCACCAUAACAACCCUGUGUUGUAUUCACCAUAACAACCCUGUGUUGUAUCCACCAUAACAACCCUGUGUUGUAUCCACCAUAACAACCCUGUGUUGUAUCCACCAUAACAACCCUGUGUUGUAUCCACCAUAACAACCCUGUGUUGUAUCCACCAUAACAACCCUGUGUUGUAUUCACCAUAACAACCCUGUGUUGUAUCCACCAUAACAACCCUGCCAUGUAUCCACCAUAACAACCCUGUGUUGUAUUCACCAUAACAACCCUGCCAUGUAUCCACCAUAACAACCCUGUGUUGUAUCCACCAUAACAACCCUGCCAUGUAUCCACCAUAACAACCCUGUGUUGUAUUCACCAUAACAACCCUGUGUUGUAUCCACCAUAACAACCCUGUGUUGUAUCCACCAUAACAACCCUGUGUUGUAUUCACCAUAACAACCCUGCGUUGUAUCCACCAUAACAACCCUGUGUUGUAUCCACCAUAACAACCCUGCGUUGUAUCCACCAUAACAACCCUGUGUUGUAUUCACCAUAACAACCCUGUGUUGUAUUCACCAUAACAACCCUGCGUUGUAUCCACCAUAACAACCCUGUGUUGUAUCCACCAUAACAACCCUGUGUUGUAUUCACCAUAACAACCCUGUGUUGUAUCCACCAUAACAACCCUGUGUUGUAUCUGCGAGUCAUAGUAAUAACUCUGUGGUCUCUAAAUGUUGCCAUGGUGAUGUUCUACUGCUAUACUACUGCUACACACACACACACACACACACACACACACACACACACACACACACACACACACACCUCCCGCAUCAGUAAACAUGGUACCACUUCUCCACACCAUCAUUAGAAUCCUUGAAGCAUUUCUGUCCCACCAAACAUACACACGGCACAUACAAGAGACUAAAGAAACACACAUUGGUGAAUUACCCUUUAUGACAGCCAGGGGCAGCAGAAGAGGACUGAAGAGACCAGUAUACAGAUCUACUUGUAGAAGGCUGACGGUGACCGAUGCACUGAUUCCUGACAGAAAGCAAUGGGUUGCAUCCCAAAAAGGCCACUUCUUUUGGACCAGGGCCCAUAGAUGUGUGCUGUUCUCAAAGUGACCCAUAGGGCUCUGGUGAAAAGUAGUGCACUACAUAGGGAAUAGGUUGCCAUUUAUGACUCAGACAUGGACUGCAUUGCUAUUGUAUUCUGUAAAUGAGACGCUACCAGUGGCUUUGCUUGUGUGAACCUGAACUUCAUCCAUAGUUUGUAACCAACUAACGAGACAGUCAACUUAUUCUAUUCUCCUACUGGAAGUAAACAGGUCUUUAUUUAUUGAUCCUGUUGGGCGUCCCAAAUGGGUUAUUUAUUGAUCCUGUUGGGCGUCCCAAAUGGGUUAUUUAUUGAUCCUAUUGGGCGUCCCAAAUGGGUUAAUUAUUGAUCCUGUUGGGCGUCCCAAAUGGGUUAUUUAUUGAUCCUAUUGGGCAUCCCAAAUGGGUUAUUUAUUGAUCCUGUUGGGCGUCCCAAAUGGGUUAUUUAUUGAUCCUAUUGUGUGUCCCAAAUAGCACCUUAUUUCUUAUAUAAUGAACUAGAGUAUUUAAGGAAUAGGGUGUCAUUUAGGAUGUCUCACCGUCUGUUUCUCCACAGUGCAGCAGCUGUCAAUGAUGUUUCUAAGCGCUGAAUAUAUAUGUACAGUAUGUCUAUGGCUACGUCCUAAAAUGGUACCCUAUUGCCUACAUAGGGCCUUUAGGGUUCUGGUGAAAAGUAGUGGGCUUUGGUAGAGAAUAGGGUACCCUUUGGGGAACUAUCCACUGGCAGUCUGGCAAGAGGUGCUAUAAUUACACCUGAUCUACUAUUAUUGUUAUUAUACAGUUUUAUUCUGCUAUUGCUAUCAGUAGGACCAGUAGUA
Messenger RNA from Salmo salar (Atlantic salmon), 7078 nucleotides. RefSeq names its product tripartite motif containing 9 (gene trim9). Gene Ontology annotation, molecular function: zinc ion binding; protein binding. Gene Ontology annotation, cellular component: cytoplasm. Lineage: Eukaryota; Metazoa; Chordata; Actinopteri; Salmoniformes; Salmonidae. The record is from RefSeq and is a predicted model, not a curated record.